Molecule: messenger RNA, 1459 nt
Organism: Coregonus clupeaformis (lake whitefish)
Lineage: Eukaryota; Metazoa; Chordata; Actinopteri; Salmoniformes; Salmonidae
Gene: hoxb13a
Product: homeobox B13a
Biological process (GO): regulation of transcription by RNA polymerase II
Molecular function (GO): DNA-binding transcription factor activity, RNA polymerase II-specific; RNA polymerase II cis-regulatory region sequence-specific DNA binding
Source: RefSeq, a predicted model, not a curated record
UAACCUGGUGUCCUACUCUGGACUUGGGUCUUUGAAACAGAAUUCUCCGUCCGAAUGGUGAGCGUGAUAUGACCACCUCCUUGGUCUUGAAUCCUCGCUGGGCGGACACGGUUAUGUUUGUGUAUGAAAACAACUUGGAUGAGCUGAACAAGAACAUGGAGGGUCUGGUUGGUAGCAAUUUCGCGGCCAACCAGUGCAGGAAUCUGAUGGCCCACUCCGCUCUGGGGGGUCACCCCUCUAGCCUGGUGCACAGCUCCGGCUACUCCGCGGUGGAUGUAUCGGGCUCAAGCUCCGGGGAACCAGGCAAACAGUGCACACCAUGCCCCGCGGUCCCUAAGGCUCCUCCACAGGUCCCACUACCCUAUGGGUACUUUGGCAACGGCUAUUAUCCCUGCAGAAUGGGGCGGGGUUCGCUCAAGUCCUGCACCCAGCCCAGCGCGCUCAGCUACUCUGCGGAAAAAUACAUGGACACCCCGGUCACGUCUGAAGAAUACCCGAGCCGGGCUAAAGAAUUCGCGUUUUACCACGGAUACCCAAGUCCCUACCAGUCCAUGGCGAGCUACCUGGACGUGUCGGUGGUGCAGACUCUCGGGACAGGAGAGCCCCGUCACGACACGCUGCUUCCAAUGGACAGCUAUCAGCCGUGGGCACUGACGAAUGGCUGGGGCGGCCAGAUGUACUGCUCCAAGGACCAGAGUCAAGCCGGACACCUUUGGAAAUCUGCGUUGGCAGAUGUAGUGGCCCACCAACACGAUGGCAACUCCUUUCGUCGCGGUAGAAAGAAAAGGAUACCGUACACCAAGGUGCAGCUAAAGGAACUGGAAAAAGAGUAUGCCGCCAACAAAUUCAUCACGAAAGAUAAGAGGAGAAAGAUUUCAGCAGGAACCAACUUGUCGGAAAGGCAGAUUACGAUCUGGUUUCAAAACAGGAGAGUUAAAGAGAAGAAGUUCGUGGCCAAAGUCAAGACCAGUGCGCCGUAGACAGCCAGGCUUGAGCAAGACGAUUUGGACGAGGGACAUUGUUUUUGGUGUAUGAACAAAAAAUGAAGGAAAGAAAACGUCGACGUGGUACCUUUUUUGGAUUGGGAUUUGGUGUGCUAUUUUGCCUGCGCAAUUGCAUCGCCAAUUCGUCUUUUGAAAAGAAGAAAUAAAACAAGAACCAAGCCCUCUAAAGACAAUGUUUUAGGGGCCUGUAAAUACAGCACUUGCCUGCUUUAAUGUAACACUUACGUCUGCUUAACUGUUUAACUCGUGCUAUACAUGGAGGCAUAUAUAGGCUAUAUGUUAGGUAUGUCAAUGUUGUUACUGCAGUAGAAUAGGAAACGUAUUAUGCAAUCAUAUUCCCAAUCUAUACUGUUUAUAACGCUUGUAAAACAGUACUUAUAAAAAUAUAGCGUAAUGCUUAAUAAAUUGUUUUAAUCCCAGUAUGUUGUAUAAAUUAAAUUUUACUUCGUGGAAUA